UUUCUUUCCUUAAACCCCUAUCCUAAUUCUACUCUCUCUCUUCUUUUAGGGCUUUUUUUAAUUGGUUGUCGAUUUUUGUCGGUAACUACUGUUCCUUAUCCGUCCUGUCUGUAACUCAGCUUCUCUCUUUGAUGAACUAACCACAUUGUAAUCUUUCAAUUCUGUGAUGUCCUUCGAUUCAAUUAUGAUUCUGCUUUGAUUUUUUCUUUGAUGAACUAACCCCAUUAUAAUCUUUCAAUUCCGUGAUCUUCUUCCAUUCAACUGUGCUUCUUGAUUUUUUCUGUGAUGAACUAACCACAUUGUAAUCUUUCAAUUAGGUGAUGUUCCUCGAUUCAAUUAUGCUUCUGCUUUGAUUUUUUCAUUUUUGCUUUCUGUAUCUGCUUCUGGUUUUGUUAUCGUUCUCAUUCUGCUGAUAGGGCUUUCGGUUUUGUUACCGAAACGUUGUCGUGUAAUGUGUUAGCACUCGGAAAUUCCAAAGCCUAACGCACACGUACUUGUCUUGUAAAAAAAAUUGAAAUGUUUUUCAUGGGAGAGUAGCAGAAAUUUUGGCGGGUAUAUGAUGAUUGUUUUUUUCUGUAGGGAUUGUAGCGUUUUGGUACAAUUGUGGGGAUAAUGCUGGACGAUAUGUUUUUCUUUUCGCGGAAAUUUGGUUCUACUGAUGAUAUGAUGGAGUGGAAAUCUGUGGUUGUAUUUUAUUUAAUUUAGAUUUCGAUUUAGUAUGAAUAAACGUGCAUAACUGAGAAAGAUGCUUGCGAAGGGAUACAUGUCAGGGCAGCUCUUUGGCCAGACACCAAACUAUCCUUUCUCAAAAUUUGCAAAUCUGUCUCAAUUCAGAGAAAAUGCUUUAAAUCGGUACCCAACAAAUGACCUGACUAGCCUGAGUGACUGGCGCAAAAAUCCCAGAAUCAGUUGCUUUCGUGAUUUAGUUAGAGAGAAAAUUGCUGAAAGUUUUGAAUUGGAAGAAAAUCAUCAAGUGCAAGAGCGAGAAUCUAAUCUAGUAAAUGUCUUAGAAAACAAAUUAUUUGCAGAAGCUGCUUCAGAGGAGGAAUAUAUGAAUCUGGAUGUAUUGAGAGAGCGGUUGCAAAAUUUAUUUCAAAAGAACAUUGUUGACCUAAACUGCAGUCAACAAGUCUCCAGCUACAGUGAUCCCACCCAUGAAGUGUUGCCAACCCUGGGUUUUACUCAGAGUUGCAAUUCAGAUGCAGUAUACCCUCCUUAUGAUCACUUCAACAAUGAUUUUACUGGAUAUGACCCAAUGGUGGCUGGAAGAAAUGAUCAAUUUUGCUUCCUAAAAGUUCUUUCCCAUCUAGGAUUACUUGAUAAUGGAAACAAGCUAGGAGUUGCAAGUAUCAAUUGUGAUUCACACAUGUGGCAGAUUUCUAAUGAGUUGGUUCUUUCUCAUGAAAGAAGUUCUGUGAAAACAGCAUCUUCUGAAAGAGGUUCUACCAUUACUACAAGUUCCAGUGGUGAUAAGUACUCAGAAAUCGGAGCUUUUAAAGUUGGACCAUUCUUUUCCAAGGGAGACUGUCAAUAUAGUCAAGAGGUGUCAUCCAAAGACAGUUUCCAACAGCAUAAUCUUCCACAUGGUGUUUCAAAUGACCUGGGCUUUCCUGCAAUGGCAUUUUCACCUACACUGAGAGAAAGCUCAGAAUUCCCCGGAUCAGGAUUUCAGAUGUUAGAACAUGUUCCUCAAUUAAAUUCUGAAGAGACUAUCUUUCCUAGCAUGGAUUUCAGCAUAUCUAGCAUUGCUUUUUGCAUGGGGAAUUCAACUCUUGAUAACAUAGUGCAACCUAAAUCACAUAUUCAAGAGCAGAAGCAUUAUGCAUCAUAUGAACAAUUUAAUAAACCACUGGAGAUGUCUGGGAAAAUAGUUCCUAUUGAUUCUCAUUUCCCAUCAGAACAACUUGAUGGAGUUCAGAAUGCCUCAGAAAGUUCUUCUCUUCUUUCUAGUUCAAACGGAAUUGCUGGUCCAGAAUAUCCCAGUGACCAUUUGAAGUUUUCUGCUGAACAGAAGACUUUACGUGCUUAUAGUAGCUGGAAGAGUCCAGCAAGUCCAGCAGAUGAAUAUAAUAACAGUAAAUGUCACCAAAGUUCCCAAAAUAUGUACCAUGACCUUUUGAUGGGUUCAAGCAAUACUGGAACUGGUGGAUCUGGAUCUUGCUUAUCAGAAAACAUGCUGCCACCUACAAAACGAUUGAAGCCCAGCUCUGUCUGUUCAGAAAAGUUGCUGCCCCCUUCAAAGGCUCAGAAGAUUGAAACAUCCAGUUGUUUAUUGUCAUCUGAAAGCGGAAUUGUUUCUAUUUCCUCUAUACUGGCUCCAUUGAUGGUUCAACCCCCUUUUCCUAAAGGACUUCCAGCUUUGCUGCAAUUGCCAGAAUCUCCUGUAUCUAUUAAUUCUGAGGUUCUGGCUGGAAACAUUGGAUUUUCAAAGCCCAUGCAAAAUCAUUCUAGUGUAGAUCAGAUUGAAUAUUCAGAGCCCGUGCAAAAUCCUUCUAGUUUAGAUCAGAUUAGGAACAGUGCUGGGGAUAAUUUUUUGAGAAUGAAUGUUGAGAGCUUGCAUACUCCUUCUGAAGAACCAAUUAUUCGUCCUAGGUCACAAGAGAUGGAUUCUAGUAGUUUUGGUGAGAUUGCAGAUGCUGUAAAGGAUAAAUCUGACAAGCUAUGUUUUAAUUCUUCACCUGCUCUUUCUGAUGAACUUGGUGCCACUGAGGAGGUAAUACAGGUCAUGUCUAAUUUUGACCAUGCCAAGCCAGAUUUAGAAACAAGAAAGGAGGAAGAAAUGAAGCAAGAUAAACCAAAAAUACAAGGUGUGUCUUUGAUUGAUUUUUUCUCAACAGAUGAAAUAAAGGACCAUAUUUCAAGUCUUCAGCAGUGGAUUGGUAAGAAAAUGUCAAAGGGAGAAAAGGAAAAGCAAGUAAUGCAUUGUGCCAAUGAUAAUACAUGCCAGUUGUGUACAGCGGAUAAGCUGUUACUAGCCCCAGUUCCAAUAUAUUGCUCGUGUUGUGGUUCUCGAAUCAAGUGCAGUGUGAAUUAUUAUAGUACUGCAGAAGAAAAUGGUAUGCAGCAUUGUUUUUGUACCUCAUGUUAUAGGGAUUCUCGAGGUGGGAGUAUCACGUUCUUUGGAAUUACUAUUCUGAAGGCAAAGCUGGUUAAGAAGAAGAAUGAUGAAGAAAUUGAAGAAUCAUGGGUCCAAUGUGACAAAUGUAAAUAUUGGCAACACCAGAUAUGUGCUCUCUUUAAUGACAUAAGAGAUAUGGAAGGGAAAUCUGAGUACAUGUGUCCCAAAUGCUGCUUAGACGAGAGAGAACGGGGGGAACCUUUGCCUUUACCAAGAGCUGCUGUUUUCAGUGCAAAAGAUUUGCCUACUACGUUGCUGAGUGACUACAUAGAGCAAAGACUUUUAAGGCGUCUUCAGCAGGAGAAAGAAGAGAGAGCAAAGGCUCUUGGAAAGCACCUUGAUGAGGUUCCUGGAGCAGAUCAUCUUGUUGUAAGAGUGGUGUUGUCUGUUGACAAAAAGUUGAAAGUGAAGCAGCAGUUUUUAGAAACUUUUGACAAUGGAAAUUACCCUAAUGAAUUUCCGUACAGAUCAAAGGUGAUUCUUUUGUUUCAGAAGAUUGAAGGAGUAGAUGUAUGCCUUUUUGGCAUGUAUGUACAAGAGUAUGGUUCAGAGUGCAGUCGGCCAAAUCACCGUUGUGUUUAUAUCUCGUAUCUUGAUUCUGUCAAAUACUUUAGGCCUGACACAGAGACUGCAGCUGGAGAAGCUCUUCGUACAGUUGUUUACCAUGAAAUAUUGAUAGGAUAUCUUGAAUUCUGCAAGAAACGAGGUUUUGUUGCAUGCUAUUUAUGGGCCUGCCCUCCCUUGAAGGGAGAAGAUUAUAUCUUAUAUUGCCAUCCAGACAUUCAGAAGACGCCGAAGUCUGACAAGUUGCGACAAUGGUAUCAUUCAAUGCUAAGAAAAGCAGCCAAAGAAAAUAUCGUGGUUGAUUUCACUAAUUUAUAUGAUCAAUUCUUUGUUCCUACUGGGCAUCUUUACUGUAAAAUAACAGCAGCUCGUUUGCCAUAUUUUGAUGGUGAUUAUUGGUCUGGUGCUGCUGAGAAUAUCAUCAAGAAUAUUGAGCAACAAAAUGGAGAAUAUUCAGGGAGAAGGGUGAAGAAAGUAAUGACAAAGCGCACUUUAAAAGCCUUGGGCCAUACAAAUCCUUCUGGUGGUGUUACUAAAGAUAUCAUACUGAUGCAAAAGCUUGGGCAAACUAUUUUUCCUUUUAAGGAGGACUUCAUUGUCGUCCAUUUGCAAUUUGUUUGCUCAUACUGCCAUGAAGUGAUAUUUUAUGGAUGGCGAUGGUGUUGCAAUCACUGCAAAAACUUUCAGCUAUGUGAAAGAUGCCAUGAUGCGGAGCAAGGGCUCAAUGGUGGGGAAACACAUGCUAUAAGCAGCAAAGAAAAACAUUUACUUACUAAGGUUAUGGUUGAUAAUAUUCCAUCUGAUAUCAAGGAUGAAGAUGUUAUUUUGGAUAACUGGUUAUUUGAAAAUAGGCAUACCUUAUUGGGUUUCUGUCACAAGAACCAUUAUCAAUUUGACACACUUCGUCGAGCCAAACAUUCCUCAAUGAUGAUCCUACAUCAUCUUCAUAAUCCAACAAUUCCCACUACUGGGACAACCUGCCAGAUUUGCCAGCUGGAUACUGAUACGAUGGAUAGGAAUGUUUGUUCCACUUGCUCUAAUAAGAAAUUUGGUUCAUUGCAUAUUCGCAAGUCAACUUAUCACUAUUAUGCAGCUAAUUGUGAAAAUGAGAGUAUAUCAGCACAGCAGAAAAUGCUUAAGCUGAAGGAACUGCUAGAUGUUCUACUGCAUGCCUCUCGAUGUGAAGCAACUAGUUCUGAUCCCUGCUCUUACCCAAACUGCCUUCAAAUGAAAAGGUUAUUCUGUCAUGCAUCUAAAUGUCCCAUUCGGUUCUCCAGAGGUUGUGUGCAUUGUAAAAAAGUGUGGUACAUAUUGAAGCUGCACGCAAGAAAUUGUGAGCAAACAGAUUGCUGCGUACCUCGCUGCAGGGAUUUGAAGAUCCGAAGGGAAGUGCUUGCACUGCAAUCUGAGACCUAUGGAAAGCGGCAGUUGCAAGAACAUUCAGCAAACACCAGAAUAUAGGUUGGAAGAAUCGCCAAUAAAACUAACCAAGUGUACAGUUAGUCAAGAAAGAGAACCAAUUGUACAGUUCGCUGAGUUCUAAAGUAACGGAAGGCAAAGCCAAAUUUUGAAUUUUGAUGUCAACUUCACAAAAUAAGGGCACUGAUUUUUAUUUUUUUUUCUUUUUGGCCUUUUCAUUUUCUAGCAUGGUCAUCUUAUGAAUGAUCUGGUAUAGUUUGAAUUAGUGUUGGGCUGGUACUAGUUUUGCUACUGUCUCUGUCAAAUAAUCAUUGAUAACCUUGUUUGAUGUGUAUAGCUAGACUAUAUAUCUCAGACAUUGAUUAAUGUGGAAUAGUAAGGUAGUCUUUGUUGUAAUUUC
This is a messenger RNA of Manihot esculenta (cassava), 5501 nucleotides long. Its product is annotated as histone acetyltransferase HAC12. Gene Ontology annotation, biological process: positive regulation of transcription by RNA polymerase II. The record is from RefSeq and is a predicted model, not a curated record. Gene Ontology annotation, molecular function: chromatin DNA binding; zinc ion binding; histone acetyltransferase activity. The transcript is spliced from 18 exons. NCBI's taxonomy places the organism in Eukaryota, Viridiplantae, Streptophyta, Magnoliopsida, Malpighiales, Euphorbiaceae. Bases 746 to 5143 code for a protein of 1465 amino acids. Gene Ontology annotation, cellular component: transcription regulator complex; histone acetyltransferase complex.